CAUCCAUUUAUACUGAACAACUUUGCACUUACCGCGUCAGAAGUUGUAUGUAUAGAGAAAACAGUCGGGGUUCUUUGGUAAACACUGGCAACAUAACGUCCCGCUUGGAUCACAUAGCCCAUUUCUGGCCAGGAACACGAUGGAGAGGCUGGUGGUCUUCGCUCUCCUCUCGCUUCUGCAGCAAGGAACUGCAGCAAAUGUUAAGAACCUCCCUGAGAUAGUCCAUCAUGAGACAUUUGUCAAUGAAGCCGAGGGACAGUGUGCAGUGUACUGUCCCUCUCAGCCGAGUCAGUCAUGUCCUGCCCUGGACCAUCUCCUGUUGUACCUGAAUGCACAGCUCAGUCUAGAGGGACAGGUUGAACAGCUGAAGAACAGGACAGACAGCCUCGAUGGACAGCUGCAGCAACUGGCACAACAGGAACUCGUUGAAUUUCAGGCUGAAAGUGACUUGAAGGCCACUAUUGAAGCUCUUCAGGCGACAGUCAGUAGCCAGGAAAGCAUCAUCCAGCAGCAGGCUGUAGCUUUACAGCAGCUGCAGGGAACUCUGCAACAACUAGAGACCACCAAUCAGCAACAAGCCAGCAGCCUGCAGCAACUAGAGACCACCAAUCAGCAACAAGUCAGUAGCCUGCAGCAACUAGAGGCCACCAAUCAGCAACAAGCAAGCAUGUUGCAGCAACUAGAAACUACCAAUCAGCAACAAGACAGCAGCUUGCAGCAACUAGAAGGGACUCUGCGGCAUCAGGAAGCCACCAUCCAACAACAAACAGCAAUUCUACAGCAGUGCGCCACAGACCUGCAGCAGUUAGAAGGUACUUAA
Molecule: messenger RNA, 820 nt
Organism: Branchiostoma floridae (Florida lancelet)
Lineage: Eukaryota; Metazoa; Chordata; Leptocardii; Amphioxiformes; Branchiostomatidae
Product: sperm-associated antigen 5-like
Exons: 2
Coding region: 140-820 (226 amino acids)
Source: RefSeq, a predicted model, not a curated record